Messenger RNA from Microcebus murinus (gray mouse lemur), 703 nucleotides. The record is from RefSeq and is a predicted model, not a curated record. Lineage: Eukaryota; Metazoa; Chordata; Mammalia; Primates; Cheirogaleidae.
CAAGGGCCGGCGGGAGGCUCUCACCUCCAUCCCUGCUGUUUGCACGGUGGCAGCUGUCCGGGCUGCACUCACACACAGGGCCCACAGCGAUGCUGUCCAGAGCUGCCUGGAGCUUGGUGCUGAGAAGAGGAGGACCUGGAACUCGAGGGAAACACAGCCUAGAAGGCUCUGCCCCCAGCGAGCGGAGGAUGCCGCCCUACGCCAACUACUUUGCCCAGCGCUCCUACCCCAUGCCAGACGAGCCCUUCUGCACCGAGCUCACUGCUGAGCAGCGGGCCCUGAAGGAGAAGGAGAAGGGCAGCUGGACCCAGCUGAGCCACGCCGAGAAGGUGGCCCUGUACCGGCUGCAGUUCCACCAGACCUUCGCGGAGAUGAACCGUCGCUCCAACGAGUGGAAGACAGUGAUGGGCUGUGUCUUCUUCUUCUUUGGAUUCGCGGCUCUGCUGAUUUGGUGGCAGCGGGUUUACAUGUUCCCCGAGAAGCCCAUCACCCUGACGGACGAGUGGAAGGCUAAGCAGCUCCAGCGCAUCCUGGACAUGAAGGCCAACCCCGUGCAAGGCCUGGCCUCCCGCUGGGACUACGAGAAGAAGCAGUGGAAGAAGUGACUCCACCGCCCCCGCUGUCUCCCUGCAGCGCCACCCUGGCUGGAGCCUUCCCCGCCCCUCAGCCCCAGUAAAGCUGGUCUGUUCUUUUCUGCCUUUAA